Messenger RNA from Mesorhabditis belari, 10695 nucleotides. NCBI's taxonomy places the organism in Eukaryota, Metazoa, Nematoda, Chromadorea, Rhabditida, Rhabditidae. The record is from the annotation of a GenBank genome assembly.
AUGGCCGACCAAUUCACCUAUUCGACCCGAUCCCAGCCGUCUCCGACUCAGAAAUCCCCGAAUGGCUACACUUAUCACAAUCCUGGAAGUCAUGUUCCUCAAAAAUCGCCUAACUAUGUGGAUCGGAGCCAGGCAUCACCGUAUGCUCUAGUCUAUGGACCGUCUACCGUACCCCCGAGGGCCCACUCGCCUAAAGUGUGCUCCCCGGCUACCGUAUCCCCGAGAAAUGUGGGGAAUAUCGUGACACCAGGAGACGCCGAUUUACAUAAAGUGCCGAUUACCGUAUCCCCAAGAGGCUACUACCCGGCCACCGUAACCCAUGGGAGCUCGUGGGCUUCCCCAAGACCGUACAAUGUACCGAUCACCGUGAUUCAACCAGCUUUAUCGCCUCAACAAAAUCCUGGAGCGCACACUUUGCCAAUCGCGAUAAAUCCUGGCCAAAGCGCGCAAUUCGAUAAACUGCACCCGGCUACCGUACGCUACAGUACCCAGAACGAGUCAAAACUACUCGAUUUGCCCAUUACAGUACGCCGUGAUAGCCAAAAUGUAAGAUCCCCGAGCCUGAUCUCUCCAAGAAUGCAAAUCUCGCCAAAAGCUUCGGCUUCGACAAGAAUGGCUAUUCUUGGAGUGAAAAUUCCGAAAGUCGGCGAGAAAAAGGGAAACUCGCCAAAAAGCUUUGAUGACAUCCAGGAUUCGCAAAGAUUGAUGAAAAAUCCGGUUCAUGGUGCUUAUUCGUUUCAUUCAUCGAUGCAACCGAAUAAUGAUGAGCUAGCACAUCGAAAUCCGUACUUGAAACUCGCCGGAGUGCUUCCAUCCGAGGACAGGGGUACUACUGGACCCACAAUGCCCCAUUUAAGUCCAUUUAGGAGAGUGGAAAAUGCGAAAGAUGGAAUCCUCGGCCAAACGCAGCACCCAGUCUCCUAUCAGAAAAUUCAGGAAAUGGAAUUGCCGAAACCGAUCGAAGAGGAGCAACCCGAGGCUCAAAAAGAAGCUCCGGCUUUCGUGAAACCGAUUGGACCAGACGCCGAGCUGGAAGAAGGUGACAACAUCUAUAUCGAGGCUCAAGUCACUCCCACUGAUGACAACACGUUGACGUAUGAAUGGCUUUUGAAUGGGAAUCCGCUGAUGAAAGCGCAUCGCUAUGUGCUUAGUCAAGAUUUUGGCUAUGCUGCUUUGAACAUUUUGUACGUUUAUCCCGAGGAUUCUGGGGAAUACACACUUGUCGUCCGAAAUGCAGCUGGUGAAGCUCGUAGCUCGAUGAACAUCCGUUGUGGACCAAAGGGAUCUUUGAUGACCGACUCACUUCAUCCGUCAUCGCUAGCGCGGAUCACUGAGCUUGAAACACCCCAACAGAGAGCUGAACCAGCCGCUGAUCGACCUCGUGAAGCCCCGCAAUUGUUGAAGGGAUUGCCAGGAGAAGCACAAAUCGUCCAUGAGAGUCAAUGCCUGCAUUUAGAAGCACAGGUUUCUCCAAUCGAUGAUAAUUCGAUGCGAUACGAAUGGUUUUUCAAUGGUUUCCCGUUAAAGCAUAGCUCUCGUUACCGUAUGUCUAAUGAUUUCGGGUUCAUCUUUUUGGAUAUCGAUUACAUUAUUGGAGAUGAUGAGGGAGAGUACACGUUGAGAGUGACAAAUGACGCGGGACAAGUCGAAACGGGAACAAGGAUUCAGGUGGAACGCUUGCACUCGAUCCUCACCGAUACCGCUCAUCCUGAGUCAUAUCGACGAAUUCAGGAACUGGAGGCGUUACAACCAGCUCGUCCCAGUGACGAAGAUGCUCCAGUGGAGAUUCCCAGCUUCACCCAGCAAUUGCAAGGACCAACGGAGGUACUGAAAGAGGGCCAAUCCGUUCAUAUGGACUGUGUCGUGCAGCCGAUCAACGAUCCAUCAUUGCGAAUUGAGUGGUACCACAACGAUCAUCCACUCCAAUUUGGGAGUCGAAUUCGCACCAUUCAUGACUUUGGCUAUGUUGGGCUUGAGUUCUUGCACGUGCAUCCGGAAGACUCGGGCAUUUACACGUGUCGAGCGGUGAACAAUGCCGGAGAAGCAAACUCGCAAAUCACUCUCGAGUGCCGCCCGAAAAAGAACAUCUACCUUGACACUCAACACGAGCAAUCAUGGGUCAAGAUUCAGGAGAUGGAGAAUCGACCGGAUUUGAGAGAACCAUCACCGGAGCUCUCGUUCCCUGCGCCGCAAUUCACCGAACAGCUUCAAGAUGUCGGAAAUCCACCUGAAGGAGCCGCGAUUCGGCUCGACUGCAAACUCGUUCCGAUCAACGAUCCGACUUUAAAGAUCUUCUGGACGUUGAAUGGAGCUCCGCUAGAGAACGCUUCCCGUUUCAUGCCUCAACGUCACCUCGAUCUCGUUCAUUUGGAUAUUCUCGGCAUCUCGGCUAGAGACUCUGGAGAAUAUGUGUGCAAGGCGAUUUCUCAAUUCGGUGAGGCGGAAACGCGUUGCCAAGUCACGUGUGAUCCAACGGCAUCCCUCUUGCUCGAUCCACAUCAUGAAACGAGUUGGCAGAAAGUUCAAGAGAUCGAGAAUCGACAACUCCCACAACCGAUCGAAGAGGACGCGCAACAGGUUGCCCCACGCUUCGUCGUUCCAUUGGCUGGCUCGAUGGGUGAAUUGGUCGAAGGAGUGCCGAUUCAUCUCGAGUGUCAAGUUGAGCCAACAAACGAUAAUACUUUACACGUGCAAUGGUUUCACGAUGGAGCACCGCUCGCGAAUGGUCAUCGUUUCCGAGCCACACACGAUUUUGGAUACGUUGCACUCGAUAUUUUAUACGCUUUCACUCAAGACACUGGCGAAUGGUCGGCGGUGGCGAGAAAUGCGUUGGGAGAGGAUACGACGCUCACUUCAUUCACAAUUGCUGCGCGGAACUCGUUGUUUUUGGACACACAACAUCCAGAGAGUUGGAAGAAGAUUCAAGAGAUCGAGGCGCCAAAAGCUGGAGCUGCUGAGGCGCCUGACGUUGAGCACGACGCACCGCAAUUCAUUGAACCAAUGGAGAAUCUGGAGCGCAUCGAGUUUCAAUCAGCGCAUUUCCAGACUCGUGUCACGCCGAUGACCGAUCCGCGGAUGCGAAUUGAGUGGCUGAAGGACGGAGCGCCGCUCGGGAAUAGCAACCGAAUGAAGUUGACUGCUGAUUUUGGAUACAUUGCUUUGGAUAUUGCUCAUGUUGUGUCAGAGGACACCGGCACGUACACGGUGAUCGCCAAGAAUGAAAAGGGUGAAGCUCGAGUGGAAGCACAACUCGCAGUGACUGGAAAUGCGGCGAUUCUUGGAGACGCUCAAAAUGAAGCAUCUUGGCAAAGAAUUCAAGCAUUAGAGGCACCAAAAGAGGCACCGCAAGAACAACAAGAGCAACAACAUGGACCACCGAAAUUCAUUCGACAAUUGAACAGCCCUUCCGGAGUCAUCGAGGGACAACCCGCGCACUUUGAGGCUCAGUUCGUUCCGUUCGCCGACCCAGCCACCACGGUGCAAUGGUUCUUGAAUGGAGCCCCGUUGGCCGCCUCGAACCGAAGGAUUUUAAGAAACGACUUCGGCUUGGUCACUCUCGAUUUACAGUAUGUACUUUCCGAGGACAAUGGAGAGUACAAAUGCGUCGCUAAGAAUCGAGCCGGUGAGGACGAAACGACUGGCAGUCUCUCUUGCGAGGCUCGACCAUCGAUCUACGGAGACACUCAGCAUGAGCAGUCCUGGCAAAGGAUUCAACAGCUGGAAGCUCCUAGAGCCGCGGCGGAGGAAGCACCCUCGCCAGUCUACCAAAAGCCGACCUUCACCCAACCAUUGCAGAGCGUGGACAAUUUGCCCGAGGGUGGGGUGGCGCUUUUGGAGGCGAAAGUGAUCCCGGUGAAUGAUCCGUCGCUGAGAAUUGAGUGGUUCUGGAAUGAUGCGCCGUUGAUGGAAUCCAACUCGAUUGCGACGACAAACGAUUUUGGGUGCGUAUCGUUGCGAAUCGCUGGAGCAAACUCGCGUCACUCGGGCGUUUAUUCGUGUCGAGCCACAAAUGGACAAGGUGCCGCGGUCACCUCUGCACAAGUGACUGUCAGGAAUGAGGAAGAUUUAUUAAUGGAUACAUCCCAUCCGGAGUCACUGCGAAAGAUUCAAGAGAUGGAAGCUUUAGAUAAAUAUGCAAAAAUCGAGGCCCCGGAACGCGAGUUCUCGAAGCCACAAUUCGUGCAGGGUUUCGAGAAUUUCGAUGACGUGAAAGAGGGAGAAGUGAUCGAGUUGCACGGGCUGGUUGAACCGUCCGGUGAUCCCCAAUUGAGAGUCGAAUGGCUGCUGAAUGGGCAGCCGCUGAUGAAUUCGAAUCGAUUCCGUAAAGAGUACGAGUUCGGCAACGUGAUUCUGACAAUUGUGCACGUGUUGCCGCAUGAUUCUGGCGUUUACACGUGUCGCGUUUGGAACGCGCAAGGAGAAGCGAUCACAUCGGCCACCGUUAAGGUUGCCGGCUACGAGCGUAUCAUUUCGGAGAGUCAACACCCAGCAUCGUGGCAAAAAAUUCAAGAGAUCGAGGCGCCAAAAGUCGUCGAAAUUGUCGAGGAAGAGAUGGUCAAAGAGAAACCGCAUUUCUUGCAACAACUCCAAUCGGUCGAAGGUGUACAAGAAGGAUCACCUGUUCAUCUCGAAGCCACUUUCCAACCGGCUAGAGAUUCCCAAUUGCAGGUGAGCUGGGAGCGAAACGGUCAUCCAUUACCCGCUUCACAAUUGGUGCAAACCAGACACGAACUUGGUUGGGCUACGCUUGACAUCUUAAGUGUAAACCCGGAUCAUGAGGGGAUCUACACGGUGAAACUGUCGAAUUCGGAAGGAGAAGCGGCCAGCAGUGCAGCGGUGAGAGUCGACGGAACAUCGGCUAUUAUUGGGGAAACGAGACACGAAGAGAGUUGGAAGAGGAUUCAAGAAUUGGAAGCACCCAAGGCACCGGCGCCUGAUGAGGCGCCAGCCGUUUACGAUCAUCCGCAAAUCUUGACCCCAUUGGGUGACAUUGAAUGCGAAGAAGGUGAUCACAUUCAUUUGGAAGCAUCAAUCACUCCACUAAAUGAUCCGAAUCUCAAAGUGCAAUGGAUCAGAAAUGGAAACCCAUUGACGCAAGGAAGCAAAUACGCGAUCAGUCACGAUUUCGGCAUCUGCAUGCUGGAUAUUGGGUACACGUUCCCAGAGGAUGCCGGUGUAUACCAAUUGAAGAUUUGGAACGAUCAAGGAGAGGCCGUCUCAUCCACACAGCAUGAAGAGUCGUGGAAAAGAAUUCAGGAGAUGGAAACAAUGAAGCCCGAAGCCGCUGAGCCUGAACCCGCUCCCAAGUCCGCGCCAAAGUUCAUCACGCAGAUCACAUCGCCUGGAGAACUCGUCGAGGGACAACCUGCUCACUUUGAGGCGACCGUUGAGCCGAUUGACGAUCCGACAAUGCGAAUCGAUUGGUACCUAAACGGAGCGCUGGUUGGGGCGACGUCUCGCGUAAAGACGAUUCAAGAUUUUGGCUGGGUCAUUCUCGAUAUCAAUCACACGGAGACGAGGGAUACGGGAGAGUGGAGAGUGGUGGCCAGCAAUCAAGCCGGACAAGCUGAAUCCACUUGUCAAUUAAGUGUACAGGGACGAGAGGGAAUCCUCCAAGAUCCCCUACAACCACAAAGCUUGCAAAGGAUCUCUGAGAUCGAGGCUCCCCGCCUAGCGCCCGAAGCGGCCCCAGACGCGCCAGCUGACGCACCGACAAUCACCACGCAAUUGGAGUACACCGGUGAACCAGAAGAGGGCACAGCAAUUCAUCUACAAGCAAUGUUCACUCCGAAAAAUGACCCACGAAUCCGAGUCGAAUGGCUCCAUAACGGGCACCCGAUUGGCCACUCAAAUCGUCACAAAAUGCUUUCGGACUUCGGGUUUGCCGUUCUGGAUAUCACGCAUCUGUUUACGCAUGAUUCUGGUGAAUACACUCUACGAGUUUACAACGAAAGCGGCGAAGCAAAAUCGAGUGUUUCUUUCAACGUUGAACCCAAAAGUGGACUCCUUCUCGAGCCACAAAGUGAACAGAAAGCUCAAGCUGUGCAUCAAUUAGAGGAAAGACUCAAUCAGAAAGUCGAUGCCGUUAUUGAUGAGACGAAAGAGGUGAUGCCUGUCUUCGUCGAGCCACUUUCCGCCCCGCAACACUUGGACGAGGGCGAUCGAGCGCAUUUCAACGCUAGAUACGAGCCAACAAAUGAUAAUCAUUUACAGGUACAAUGGUAUCACAAUGGUCGUCCGCUUCUCAAGGGCUCUAGGGUGAAAACGAUUCACGAUUUCGGCUACUGUGUACUCGAGAUAUCGCCUGUUUAUCCGGAAGAUUCGGGCGACUACACGUGCAGAGCCGUGAACCGUGUCGGCGAGGCGGUCACCUCCACUUCACUCCAAUGUACACCGAAAGAGGGAAUCAUCUCGAGAUCCCAAUUGCCUGAGAGAAUGUCUGGUGCUCAAGCGCGAAUCGAUGAGAUCGAAGCUCCACGCCCGUUGGCUGAAGACGCGCCCGAUGUCGAGCAUGGACCGCCACGAUUUACCACGCAACUUGUGUCACCGCCCGAGCUUCUGGAAGGAGAGAUUGCGCACCUCGAGGCUCAAGUUGUCCCUGUUGCUGAUCCCCGCCUCCGAAUCGAGUGGUUCCACGAUGGGCAACCGAUUCGAAACUCGAAUCGCAUGCGAAUGGUUUCCGAUUUUGGAUUUGUCGUCUUGGACAUUCAUCCCGGCGAGCCACAGGACAGCGGCACGUGGAAAUGCGUGGCCACAAAUGAUUGGGGAAGUGCUGAAUGCGAGGCGCAGUUGAAGAUCGUGGCCACGGGCGGCGUUUUCUACGAAUGGCAAUCGCCGGCCGAGCGGAAAGAGCGAAUUGAGCAGCUGGAGGAAUGGAUCCAUCGACCGAAAGAGGAGUUGGCCCAGCCGGCACAAGACUUCGACGCGCCACACUUUACCCAAGAGCUCAUCGAUUUGGGAAUGUUGAACGAGGCCGAAGCCACGGCUUUUGUUUGCGUGUUGGAGCCGAUUGGAGAUCCGACGAUGAGAGUCGAGUGGCGACAUAACCAACACCCAAUCCCAUACUCGAACAGAAUCUCAACAACGAACGAGUUUGGUGUGGCCACACUGCUCAUCAAGCAUCUCAUCGCGCAGGAUUCCGGUGAUUACGAGUGCAUUGCGACAAACUCGAAAGGGCAAGCAAUCACGGCGGGUCGCGUACAAGUCGCCUCACCGGACGCCAUCGAUGCGCCGCAGGUGGUGCAAGCGCUCGUUUCAUCGAUCGAUGGUGUCGCUGAGGGAGAUUCGGUGCAUUUAGAGUGCCGUGUCACACCCACAAACGAUCCGAAUUUGCGAGUGCGCUGGCUGAGGAAUGGAAAUCUGUUGCCUGAGGCGUCGCGAUUCCGACCAUCAUUCGAGUUCGGUUUUGCGUCGCUCGAUAUUCUCUACGGAUAUCCGGAAGACUCGGGCGAGUAUGUGUUGGAGGUGAAAAACGACAAAGGAGAGGCCACGACGAAAUCGCUGGUGACGAUUCUGCCGGGAAAAACCCUCGACUACGCCCCGCAAGCGCACGGCAGUCGACAAGACAAUUUGGAGUCACAUUUUAGACAACAUUCAACGAAAGAAUUGCAGCUCACCGUCGACGACAACUAUGACGAGGCUCAGGGCAGGGCACCGGAGUUCAAAGUGGGAUUGGAGAAUAUUGGCGUUGCCGAGGGAGAGUUCUGCCGCUUUGAGACUCAGGUGGCCCCGAUUAAUGAUCCAUACAUGCGGUUGGAGUGGUUCAAGGACCGGCGACCGGUUUUGAUGGGACAUCGCUUCCGAUCAACUCUCGAUUUCGGUUUCGCCGCUCUGGACCUACUCUACGCGUUGCCCGAUGACACUGGCGAGUACCAUUGUGUGGCGACGAAUCGUUUCGGCCAAGCCAUGCUCUCUGCAUCACUCGCUUGUCAGGGUGGCUCCCACGUAGUGACGACAAGCCAAAUGCCACAAGGACUCUCGGUGACAUCCGUCAAGAAAGAUCAACAGAAAUUGUACUGGUCUGAGACGCAACCGGCUCAACCGCGCGUCAAGCAAACACCGCAAUUCUCGAUAAAACCGCGAAACACGCAAGUCUCCGAGAAUUCGCCAGCCCGUUUCGAGUGUGCCGUUGUCGGGAAUCCGAAACCGAAAGUCACCUGGUACAUCAAUGGAAAUCAAGCAUUGCACGGCCAUCGCUACAAGUUGAACUACGACGGGCUCUACUAUUUAACGAUCGCCAACACUAGAGUCUCGGACGCCGGAGAAGUGGUAGCGAUUGCCCGGAAUUCGGAGGGUGAAGUGCUCUCCUCUUGCUCGCUGGACAUCUUCCAGAAUGAUGACUUCAGAAAGCUCAAACUCCGCCCAGCCUCCCACAAAACUGCUGAAGAGUUGCAGGAACGCGAGCGUCGCUGGCAGCGCGAGACUCUCGGCAAGCUGGGCGAGGCGUUCGAGACGGCGCCCAAAGCCGACGCCCAAAAGUUAAUGCAUGUGGAAAGGGCCCGAUCGCCGAUUGAGCCCCUAGAAAGCGAGGAGUUGAUUCAAAAGUUCACCAGAUCAAAGGAGGAGAUGUUCGAGAAGCUCGGCUACGUUGAAACCGAGAAGAAACAAUUUGAGGGGAUGACAUUAGAAUCAGUGCCAUUGAAAGCCGGUCGAACGAAUCGUUUCGAGCCGAAAAGGGAGCGACUCCCAUCAGUGGAAUUGCGGCCAUUUGCUGGAAAGAAGGACCAACGCGAGCAGAGUCCCCGUCCCGAUUGGGCGCUGGACGGCGGGGCGCCGAUGAAGCUCCCAGGCGCCGACGAGGCUCGCUACAAGAGGGUCGAAGCCGAGCCCAAGGAGAUCAACAUCCCAGCCAGGGAUCAAGUCUCGUUGCAGUCCACUAAACCAACGCGGGCUGAAAAAGUCGACGGUGGCGAGCACGUGAAAAUCGCUGAAGACAAAGCGAAGAUAAAGCAACCCGCCCAGGGUCCACAAAAAGAAAAGGAAAUCGUCGUCCCGCACAAAUCCCAAGUGAAAAUGAAGAGUCAAGGAGCACCGAAAGUGACGAAAGAUGUGGAACACGUGACUUUAGAAGAGAAACAGCUCAAAGAAGCGCAAGUGAACGCGAAACCCGAAAUCCCGGAAGCGAGGAUUUCGAAUAAACCGGACCCACCGGAGCCCACCGAUUUCUCCCAGCAACACACUCUCCUCGUCCAGUCCUACCGUGAGCACUCCGAAUCGCAGCAAUUCUCCACGAGGCACCGUUUCGACAGUGAGCUUUCGGUGGAAACCGACUCGUACACGAAAAUCCAUUACGACUACUCGCCGCGACCUCGCGAUCGCACCGUCGGUUUUCACAUGAUACGGCCACAGCCGACAAAAAUCUCGGCAAGUCAAAAGGUGGCGCCGCAACUCUCGCAGCAACUCAUCCCAAUUCAAGGAGAGUUAGGGAAAGUCGGGAAAUUUCAAGUUUUAUUCUCCGGAGAUGCGCCGAUCAAGGUGACUUGGUUUAAAGACGGAAAAGAGUUGAAGAGCACUUUCCGGCAUCAAAUCACCACGAAUAAUGCGGGCAGCACGCUGACAAUCGGACGAUUGGAGAACACCCAUGGAGGAGAGUACAUGGUCCGCCUUGAAAAUGCCGCUGGUAUGGUCGAGUCUUCGGCUUCGCUGACUGUUGGCGUCGGCUUGGAGAAGGGUAAAGCACCCGACUUUAAAGCAAAGGUGGCUGAUAUUCGCGCUCAGCAAAAUGGGAAAGCCGAGUUUUCGUGUGAAAUUGUUGGCGAACCCCGUCCGACUGUGAACUGGUUCAAGGACGGUCAACCGAUUCCAUUUGAUGGCCGAUUCGUCGCCUCUGAAGAGGGAACGGCUUUCCGGUUGACGUGCGACUCUGUCUUGGCUCAGGACAGCGGAGUGUACGAGUGCGUCGCAAAGAACACGGCUGGUGAGGCGAGAUGUAAAGCUCGACUCAACGUGAACCUAUCGAAGACUGGAAAGGGUGCUGAGGAGGGGCCACGACUCGAAGCACCACGCUUCACCACUCAAAUCCAGCCAAUUGUGGCGAACGAGGGUCAGAGCGCCGCGUUCACCGCCAAGUUCUCCGGUUUCCCCGAGCCAACCAUUCGCUGGUAUCGAAACAACGAGCCGAUCAAGAAACCCGGCUAUUCAGUCUCGCAAAAAGACGGACAAGCCACUCUCACCAUCCAAUCGCCGAAACAGGAGGACGUCGCUGAAUACAAGGUCGAAGCGUCGAAUCCAGCAGGAAAGGCGACAUCAGUGGCCAACCUUGUUCUAGCUCCUCGUUCCGGUCGAAUAGGCAAAGUCACGACACACAGUGGAAGCUCCGUCUCCGAGGCAGCUGGACCGCAUUUCGUGUCCAAGCUAUCCGACAUAAACGCGAGACAGGGGCACACUGUGAAGUUUUCGGUGGAGAUUGGCGGUGAUCCCUUGCCAACCGUGCAGUGGUAUCACAACGGACGACAACUGAUGACAGGACGAGAUGUCAAGAUCACGAUCGACGGCCUUCACGCCACUCUUGAGUUGGCUCGAGUCACCCAUUCAAAUGGAGGCGCCUACGAGUGUGUCCUCAAGAAUCCAAAGGGUGAAACGAAAUCAACGGCCCAACUCAAUAUCGCUCGAUGCGGUUUUGCUGCCACAAAACCCGAAGUCCCUCUUGCUCACUUUUGUGAUGUUGGGCGCUUUCCCCGUCAACUGCCACCGCGC